UACAAGUGGUCGUGUGAGUAAGUGGCUGACUAGAAAUACCGGACAAUAGUGAAACACGGCCUGUUGUCGGAUCUGUCCAUCUCCUUGGAUCAUGGGAUAAUUUUUCGAAGCCUUAUAUUAUGGUGCGGGAUACUCGACGCCAUCGAGGCCAAUGGCGGGGAUGCUACAGUUUUGAAGAAAUCAUAUGCGACGGUGGCAGCGGUGACGGGGAGAAAAGGAAUGGCGGGUUGAAGAUGGGACAUACCUACUAUUAUUAUUACGAGAUUGAUGGCACUUACGAGACUCAUGAUCCGGCCAUGCCCUCGACGACUCUUUGCCCUUAUUUGCCGGGACAGACGGUCAACACUCUCGAGGUCCCGAUGGAGCGCGUGUUACGGAAGCGGAGUGCUUCCCUCAGUUCCCUGCGGGAUAUCAAUUACAAGACUUUGAAUCCCCAAUACAAAUUUAUUGCCCUUCGACCGCAAACACCCCUUACAGGCCGACGUAUCCUUCGCUUAGGUUCCUCUCCGCCCUUGGAACGUCAACCGUCAUCGCGAUCUGGGGCCCGUUUGCCUUCAUUGCGUCGUUUUCUUUCUUGGAGAUCACCCACCCGAUCCGGUGAUCGACCCCACUGUGCUGCCUCAGUUGGCCGCUCCAUAUCCUCAGAGGUCUGCUCCGAUGGGGCGAGAAGCGUGGCAUCGUCUCAGGGGAAGCAGGACUGGAAGACCUUUCCCAAAUCCCCUAAACGCAUCCUCGCCCAGGAGAGGCCGGCAUCUGCGAGACCCAUCGACAGUAUAGGACGCUCGGGUACGUGCAUGCCUGGAGAACUCGCCGCCGAUGACGACGACAACGGAGAGGAAUAUAUCACCUUUGCGAUGCCCGACGAUGACCUCUACAGAACAAGUUUGUCGUCAGCCCGGCGGACAAGGUGUUGCACGAGCGCGAAAAUGCCAACAAACACCAACAACGCCCAGUGGAUUCUGACUUGCCCCAAUUCAUUACCGUCACAUUGGCCGCCAACGCCGUGGCCUUGUACGUCCUCUCGCGCUGGCAAUGGCACAUCUCCACUUUCGUCAUCGACCACUUCCAGCGCUGUUCCCGCAGCCGAACCUCGAUCUUCCGUCGAGGGGACGCCCUCUUUCUGCGACUCUCGGGACGAGAGUGAGGACACCACGCCCAAGGACGCGGUGCUGCGAUCCCACGACAUGUCGCGUCCCCGACUUGGGCAAUUAUACUUGGACAGGAAUGCCGUUGCGUUACCCGGCUACACUUCGCCUUUAGCGUCAACCGAAAGGGACUGCAAGUCUGGCCGGGGAUCCUCUGCUACACCCAGUCUGGCCGACUCAUCAGCGUUGACUUCCAGGCCAGAUGCAGCUGUGGCACUGGGCAAUGGUUGCCUCCUAGCCAGUCCGGUUGAUCAUGGCAUCGACGACUUUGUCGACGAGAUGAGCUACGUGUUCCGCAUUAUCCACUGACAUUGCUAGCACAUCGGAGGAGCCGUUAUCCCACGACAUUUUAUUACUAACCCGUUUCGUCGCAUCAUGUCUCCUCAAUACGUUCUUGAUUGCUAAUCGAGCUCGAUGGCGCCCUACAUCCGCGCCGACGGAGAAAGCAUGAAGAGUCUUGGAGUGGAG
This is a messenger RNA of Sodiomyces alkalinus F11, 1613 nucleotides long. RefSeq lists its product as hypothetical. The transcript is spliced from 2 exons. The record is from RefSeq and is a predicted model, not a curated record. NCBI's taxonomy places the organism in Eukaryota, Fungi, Ascomycota, Sordariomycetes, Glomerellales, Plectosphaerellaceae. The coding region runs from base 120 to 1454 and encodes 444 amino acids.